CUGGUCUCUCCAUAUACCCCGUGAUAUCCAAAACAACAUAACAAAGUGGGGGAAACAUGGCGAGCGGAGAGGAGGCCACAAGACGCCCCUCGGUUACCUCCUCUUCGGUCGGCCUUGAGGCACUGUUCCCUGCGGGGUCGUCGGAGCAGAUCUGCGGGGACUCGAACCCGGAGCUGGUCCGCCUGCGGGAGCGUCUCCAGGGCUGGCUAUCGCAGUAUGAGCCGCUGCUGCUGUGGCUGCAGAGGCUGCUGGUGUGGGAGAGGCCGCUCUACAGCAUCUCUGUCGCCCUCACACUCAACACAUUAUUCUGGCUGCUGUCCUCCACCUCCCUGCGGCCUCUGUUCCUGCUGAGUGUGUCCCUGCUGGGACUGAUGCUCCUGGAGAGAUGGAAGCCCAAGUUGCCCAUCAUAACUGUUCAACAAGCAGAUGCUCCCCCUGUGCAAAGUGACACAAUGAGCGGGGAGCAGCGUCUGCUCAGCGUCCCUGAGCUCAGCCACCACCUGGCUGAGAGCUACCUGACCUACUGCCUCUACCUGCAGGACACGCUGCAGUACAAACGACAGAACCACGGCAAGUUCUGUGUGAUGAUGUGCAGUGGCUGUUUUGUCCUGGCCGUGGUUGGGCAUUACGUACCAGGAAUCAUGAUCUCCUAUAUUAUCGUCCUGAGCGUGCUGUUGUGGCCGCUGGUGGUGUACCACGAACUGAUCCAGAGGAUGUACACGGGCCUGGAGCCCAUCCUGAUGAAACUGGACUACAGCAUGAAGGGGGACACGGAGCACCGCAAGCACGACAAGAGGAAGGUGAAGAAGGAGGUAGAGGAGGGGGACGAGCCAAGAGCUGAAACUGAGAGUGAGAGCGAGGAGGAGCUGUCCUGUUUCGCCCCGACGGUGGAUGUGAAGACCACAGCUCUGGCCAUGGCCAUCACAGACUCAGAGCUGUCCGACGAGGAGGCCUCCAUCCUGGAGAGUGGAGGCUUCUCUGUGUCCAGAGCCACCACUCCUCAGCUCACCGACGUCUCUGAAGACCUGGACCAGCAGAGUUUCCACAGCGACCCGGAGGAGUCCUACCUGCGGGAUCUCCCCGAGUUCCCCUCAGUGGAGGAGUUCCCGUCCAUGGAGCACAACCUGCUCCACUUCCCCCUGCGAGGCCCCGGCCAGGCUGACGGAGCCCAGGCCGCUGCUCCGUCAGAGAGGGAGCCGCUGAGCCCCGCCAGCCUCCUCAUCCAGCACCUGGCGUCCCCGCUGCACUUCGUCAACACGCACUUCAACGGGCACGGACGACCACCUGGGGGGGAGGAGGGCGCGCUGCCUGCGCCGGCGGCGGGGGAGGAAGCCAGGAGCCAGGAGGAGGAGGAGGAGGAGGAGGAGAAGGAAGCUGCAGUCAGCCAGGGAGCUCAGCAGUCGUUGGAGGCGCUGAGCGAGGAGAUAGUGAGCACGGCCAUCUCCACCGUGGUGCAGAACACUCUGUCGGCCCUGCUGCGCUCCGGGGACGCCAGCGAGGACCCCUCCCUAGCCGAGUUCCUUCCCACUGAAACCCCACCAGGUGCUCUGGAUACCUCCACCCCGCCCGCCGACACCACCGCUAACACUACAGUUACUACAAUAGAGGCGCCGGGGGGCGACGAGGACCUGGACGAGGCCGUUACGACAGAAAGCGGCGCCGGCGAGGAGAUGCCUGACGACACACUAGUUCCCACUGAGGAAGAGGACUUUGAGCUUCUGGACCAAAGUGAACUGGAUCAGUUGGAUGAGGGGCUGGACCUCAUCUCUGACAGACAGGUGGUGGGAGGAGCCUCAGGAGCUCCAGACACGCCUCCGUCUCCUCCGCAUCAACCACAGUCAUAGCUUCCCUGUUGCCUCCCCCGCCCCAACCGUUUUCUUUUUAUUUGUACAUUAGACCUACAUUAUAUCCAUACGUACUGCUAUAUACAAAACAUUUAUCAAAGAGUUUGGCGUUUAAUCCUGUUGGUCGGUGAUUGUGUGGCAUAUGGCUGAGAUUACUCGGUGCGUCCUGGUUCUGGUCCUCCUCCCUUACAUUUGCAGUAGAGUCCUUUUUGGCCCAAUAAUAUCCAGUUCAGUGAGAGCAGGUUCAGGGCAGGACUGGCUUGGGGUAACAGCUAUAGAGACAUCAUUAUUGUCAGGUGAUGCAAAGCAUUUUAUAUUUGUUUUAGCUUAAUCAGUCAGGCAAAUUUCUUACUGCGUAGUAAAAAAAAAAAAACCCUGUCCAGAAUAAUGAUGCCUUUAUUUUCUACCUUGGCUAACCUUCCACCUUGUUUUCCUUCAGAUGUUUAUGUAGAUGGUGUUAUAAAGAUGUUGGAUUAUAUAACUAUUAAUAUAUGCUAUAAAUUAUUUAAUUUAACAGUCAACGAAGCAUUAUUGUUGAGCUGAUGGGAGACUUUAAAAGCAAAUUGAAUCCCCUCAGUCGCCCAUAAAGAUUGUAUGAUAAAUGUUUAAACGAUGACAUCAUGGACGUCCGGGUUUAAAAUGUAGUUGCGUAUUCCCAGAGUUUGACUCAGUAAAAUCCUUCACCUUCUUUACCUUCAAGGUGUGCAAGAUAACAGUUUUGACAGAAGCAUUCAGUUUUUAGUGGUCUUUCACUUGUUGCCUGGAAACGGAAGCUUAAUCUUUGACAUUGUUGGAUGUUGACCAGAAGUAGAUCUUUACCCAGACACUAAGUGACUUUGGUGUGACAAGAUAAAAGACACGUUCCAGAAUUCCCUCUCUGUGAUCGAUGCUUCGUUUUUAAUAAUAUUUGCAAUUUAAUUUCACACAUCCAAAUGUAAUUGAAUUUAUUCUUGAUCUCUGUUGAAAGACACACGCUUCUCGUUAGAUAGGCCCGUCAACUAUUUGUUCCAUGUAUAGUUAUCACUGGGAUAUGUAUAUUUACCAAAUAACCUGUGCCACGACAAGUCCAUGCAUGCCAUGCAUCACGCAUGUAUUUACCAUGAUCAAUAUUUGAGGUCAGUUUUCGAAGGAGUGUUGCUUUUACUGGAGCAGAUUUCCUGUUUUUGGAGGGACAUAAUAGUUUAUUAGCACAUUAUGUAUCUGGAGAAAGACUUUCGACAAAAUCUAGCACUAUGCGUGACUGCAUAAAGAGGCCGGUUUUGCUUUUGUAAACCACUCAGCAUCCAAAUCUCAGGGGUGGGUUGUACAAAUUGAAGAUAACAUUGCAGAAUAUGUGACCAUUUCCCGACUUGUCGUAGUGCACUGUAUUUGUACUAACCUUUCCUUUUUUCAGUCCAUGCCUCCUUGUGUAUAGUGUAGAAAUGCUAAAAAAAAAAAAAAGGAACGUGUAUAUUCUGCAUGUAAAAACAGCGCUCUGUUCAAGUUCUCCUUGUCAGCUGACAAAGUACUGCACAAUUUGUGAGAAAAAAAUUGAAUGUUUCAGGUAAAAAGAGCCCAUUAAAUUCAGUUUGUUUGAUAUUUAAUUACCAACAGAAGGAAGAAACGUUGCCCAGCUGUAAAUGGAAAUGGGUGACGAGUGAUCACAUCAGAUUUAAGGAAGGAUAUUAACAGACUAGUUUGUGUAUGUUAGUAGUGUGUUUUAUGAAUAAAAUAUCGCUUCUUGAACUAUAAAAAAGGCACUUACUGAACUGUACAAUUUUAAAAAAAGGAAUAUAUUUUCUAAUUUCUCCUUUUUCCAUAAAGUACUCAGUUUGAUCUUUUACAUCUAAAAAAUAUAACGGCUAUGGAAGAGUUUCACAAAGCGGAAAAGAUUUAUUGUCAUUAAACUGGUAAAAUAAAACUGCAACACCACAUGUGAAAGUAAGAGAAUAAAAGAACAAACUGAAACAAACUGGA
Molecule: messenger RNA, 3800 nt
Organism: Centropristis striata (black sea bass)
Lineage: Eukaryota; Metazoa; Chordata; Actinopteri; Perciformes; Serranidae
Gene: retreg2
Product: reticulophagy regulator family member 2
Exons: 9
Coding region: 57-1844 (595 amino acids)
Source: RefSeq, a predicted model, not a curated record